AUGGCCGAUACGGAGAUACCCAAUCUGGCAGAGCUGGAAAAAGAAUACCAGCGUCUUAAAGACUUGAGGUCCGGGGGUCGGUACGUACCGCCAGCAAAAUUACGCGCGCUGGAGGAACGGCUCAAGCUUAAAGAGGGACCUGAGGAUCAGCAACGACGUGACUGGGAAAACCUGAAAAAGUCACUCAAUAGUUUGAUCAAUAAGGUGAACCACGGUAACAUCAAGACAAUUGUACAGGAAAUUUUUAAGCACAAUUUGAUUCGCGGACGCGGAUUGUAUUGUCGCAGUAUCAUGAAGGCACAAGCUCUUGCAUUACCAUUCACUCCAGUGUAUGCGGCACUAACAGCCAUCAUCAAUUCCAAACUUCCCAUUGUUGGAGAGCUACUAGUUACACGAUUAAUUCUUCAGUUCAGAAAGGCUUUUCGACGAAAUAACAAAGCUCUGUGUUUAUCCAGCGUCAUAUUUAUAGCACAUUUGUGCAACUACCAGGUGGCGCACGAGAUUGUGGCGUUACAGAUUUUACACCUUUUGUUGGAGAAGCCAACAGAUGAUUCAGUAGAAUUGGCUGUAGCAUUUGUCAAGGAGGCUGGUGCUUAUUUGAUUGAGACCAGCAAAACAGCAAUGGCUGGUGUGUUUGAUCGCUUCCGAGAAGUGUUGCAUGAAGGCCAGAUUGAAAAGCGGACUCAAUAUAUGGUGGAGGUUCUUUUCCAGAUCCGUAAAGACGAAUUUAAGGAUAACCCUGCAGUGCCACCAGAGCUGGAUUUGGUGGAAGAGGAUGAUCAAAUUACGCACAUGAUUGGAUUAGACGACAACGAGCUCAAGGCUCAAGAUACAUUAAAUGUGUUUAAGUUGGACCAAAAUUACGAGGCUAAUGAGGCGAAAUAUGAGAAUAUAAAACGAGAGAUUUUGGGAGAUGAAGAGGACGAUGAGGAUGAGGAUGAGGAUGACCAACAAGAAGAAAGUGAAUCUGAAGAGGAAGAAGAAGAAGAAGAAAAGUCAUCUGGAAAGCCUGGUAUUAAGGAUAUGACCAAUGCUGAACUUUUGACUCUACGCAAAACAAUUUAUCUCACAAUCAUGUCGUCUAUGUCAGUUGACGAAGCAACACAUAAACUUUUAAAUGUCAAGAUUCCAGAAGGCCAAGAGAUUGAGCUUGUGAAUAUGAUUGUGGAGGCUUGUUCUCAAGAAAAGAUUUACAAUAAGACAUAUGGUUCAGUUGCAGCACGGUUAUGCUACAGUAGCCGGAUAUGGCGGGAUUUGUUUGGAGAGAGUUUUGCACAUUAUUAUGAGAUUAUUCACCGUUAUGACACAAACCAGAUUCGCAACAUUGCGACGCUUUUCGGAUACAUUUUAGCUGCUGAUGCUCUUGGAUGGGAAGUUUUUGAGGUUGUGCAUAUGAAUGAGGCUGAAUCGACAUCAUCGUCUCGUAUUUUUAUCAAAAUUUUGUUUGAAGAGAUGAAAAUGGAGCUUGGAAGUAAAAAAUUGGCAGAGAGGUUUAAGGAGGAAUAUAUGCAGCCGUUUUUGGUCAACAUGUUUCCAAUGGGUAAGAAUGCAGAGGAUGUGCGGUUUUCAAUUAAUUACUUUACGGCUAUUGGAUUGGGUGUGUUGACUGAGGAUAUGCGAGAGUAUUUGAAGAAUAUGCCACCGCCAGAGGAUGAAGAUGAGGAAGAAGAAGAAGAAGAAGAAGAAGAAGAAGAAGAAGAGGAAGAGGGUCGGGGAAGAAGGUCAUUAGAUUCUAGUGACGAUGAAGAGGAUAGAGAUCGUGGUCGAAGAGAUUCUUUAAGUCCUAGUCCUAGCCCAAGAAGAAGAAGAAGAAGCAAAGGUCGUCGGAAUUCAUUGAGCCCUAGCCCUAGUCCUAGUCCAAGUCCUAGUCCUAGUCCAAGUCCUAGUCCAAGUCCAAGCCCAAGCCCAAGUCCAAGACGAAGUCGUCAAGAUUCCAUUAGUCCUAGUCCAAGUCCCCGAAGAAGUAGAAGAGAUUCUGUGAGUCGCAGUCCACGACGCAGUCCCAGAAAAGAUUCAGUUACACCAAGAAGAAAUCGACGUGAUUCUUUUGACAGUCUUUCAGAGGAAGAUCAGUAUGGACGGGAUCGCAGUUAUAGUCGUCGCAAUAGUGACAAAAAAGGAGGCAAUCGUCACAGGGGUGAUGAUAAUGAAGAUGAUGAUUAUUCUAGAAGCCCAAGUCCACGAAGGUCAUUAUCAGUUGACAGUCGGCGGUCGUCAUAUUCACAAAGUGUGACACCACCAAGGAGAUCUUCUAAGAGCAUGACAACAAAAUCAGCAUCUGUUAAGUCACGCAAAAGAUCCUUAUCACCUGAUGAAGGCUAUUACCGCCGUGAGAGUCGUCGAGAGCCUAAAGGUAGUAGCAGCAGCAGCAACAACAACAGGAGAAGUAGGAGAAGACGAGAUGAGAGUGAAGAAGAUAAAGAAGAUUCAGAUGAUGGUCAUGAUCGUGGUCGUGGUCGUGGUCGUGGUCGUGAUCAUGAUCGUGGUCGCAGAUACUCUCGCCGUAAUGACAAAAGAGAUGAUGAUGAUGAUGAUGAUAAUAAUAAUGAUGACUCUGACUAUGAUUCUGAUAAUAGGUACCGCCGGAACGAUACCAAUAAAAGCAGCACCCGUGGAUAUCCGUCUGGUCGGGGCUUGAGUUCUGAACGGCCGAGUCGUGAAGAACACCACCCCGCACGUGGAGUAGAAGCAAGAGGAAGAGGAGGCAAUGGGCGGUUACCGGCGGAGAGUUUUGAGAGGCAUCCGAAGAGUAAUAAAGACAAUGGUGGAGAAGGGAAAGAAGGGAAAGAAGGAAAGAGAAAUGGAGAAUACUCGCCACCACCUAAAAGACCUAGAACUUGGGCAGAUGUUGAGCAUUGGACGUCAGAAAGAUCCGUUGGUGGUGAUGUUGGUGGUGAUGGUAAUAGUCAUGGGGUAGAUAAGCCACGGGUCCAACAGCAGCAGACCCGGGCAGGACGUAAACGGGCUUCAGCAGCGGAUUAUUUGUAA
Molecule: messenger RNA, 2988 nt
Organism: Magnusiomyces paraingens
Lineage: Eukaryota; Fungi; Ascomycota; Dipodascomycetes; Dipodascales; Dipodascaceae
Exons: 1
Coding region: 1-2988 (995 amino acids)
Biological process (GO): mRNA splicing, via spliceosome
Cellular component (GO): catalytic step 2 spliceosome
Molecular function (GO): protein binding; RNA binding
Source: RefSeq, a predicted model, not a curated record